Messenger RNA from Geodia barretti, 543 nucleotides. Lineage: Eukaryota; Metazoa; Porifera; Demospongiae; Tetractinellida; Geodiidae. The record is from the annotation of a GenBank genome assembly.
AUGGAUCUCAUCAACCAGACCAUCACCCGGGAGCGCAUCGUCGAUGUGGCGUGCGCCGGCGGGGUCAUCCCUGCGGACGUGGAGGCCGAUCUCCUCAAGGUCGCGGUGUUCGACCGCCGGGAGGGCUUCAGCCCCGUCUUCGGCUUUGUCCGGGGCCUCAAGGCCGACAUCGGCGCGGUGGGCACUACCGUCAACCUCGACGAAUACACGCUCCUGGUGGUGGGCUCCAGCGACUACGACAUGGCCCAUUGCGCCAACCUGCUGCUGGAAUCCGGCGGCGGCGUCGCGUUGGUGGACAAGGGUCGGGUCCUCGAAGAGAUCCCGUUCCCCAUCGGCGGCCUGUUCUCCCUCGAACCCUGGCGCGACGUCGGCCAGAAACUCACCGCCGUGCAGCAGACCCUGAAACAGCGCGGCGCCGAGUUUCCCAAGCCCCUCUACGCCCUCUGCUUCCUGACCUUCGUCACCCUCCCGGAGUUGCGCAUCACUGGCCGCGGCUUGGUCCGCGCCAAGGAACGACGGAUCGUUCCGCUGGUCGUGGAGUGA